CGGGCAGGGGCCCCCGCCGCGCCCAUCCCGAUGGCUGGAGGUGUCUGAGGGGAGGACGGAGGCGGCGGCGGGAGCGAGCGGACGGACGGGCGGACGUUGGGAGCGACGAGCCGCCGCGGCGGGAUCCGGGAGCUCACCCGCCCCCCACCUCCGCCCCUCAGGGACCCCGGCGGGGGCGCCGGAACGAGGAAGGCAGGCGGGCGACGGCGCUACCCCGGGGCGGCUGAGGUAGGGGUGGAGGCGGCGGCGGCGGCGGCGGCGGCGGCGGCAUCGGCCCCGUUGAUGAGCAGGCGGGAGCCGGCGAGGUAGAGCGCUGAGGCAAGUUUACAUGUGUGGCAGACCAGGACAGGAACGUAUCUGAAUUAAGAAGGAUCUCAUACAAGGAAGAACCAGAAUUCCUUGGAAAAACCAGAAUUCCUUUAACCCACAGAAGAAAGAACUGAAGGGAGACUUAGUGCUUUGACUCAGCUGUGAUCUGUGACAGUCUCGGCGGUGGCCCCGGAACUCCUCAGCACCAGAAAAUGAGUGAACUUGACCAGUUACGGCAGGAGGCCGAGCAGCUUAAAAACCAAAUUAGAGAUGCUAGAAAAGCCUGUGCAGAUGCAACGCUGGCCCAGAUCACGGCCAACAUUGAUCCAGUGGGCCGAAUCCAGAUGCGCACCAGAAGAACGCUGAGGGGGCACUUGGCUAAAAUUUAUGCAAUGCACUGGGGCACUGAUUCCAGACUCCUAGUGAGUGCCUCCCAGGAUGGGAAACUGAUCAUCUGGGACAGCUACACCACAAACAAGGUCCAUGCCAUUCCGCUGCGCUCAUCUUGGGUCAUGACCUGUGCAUAUGCCCCCUCUGGGAACUACGUGGCCUGCGGCGGCCUGGAUAACAUCUGCUCCAUUUACAACCUGAAAACCCGUGAAGGGAAUGUGCGUGUGAGUCGCGAGCUGGCUGGGCACACAGGUUACUUGUCGUGCUGCCGCUUCCUGGAUGACAAUCAAAUUGUCACCAGCUCUGGAGAUACCACCUGUGCUCUGUGGGACAUUGAAACUGGCCAGCAGACAACUACCUUCACCGGACACACUGGGGACGUCAUGAGCCUUUCUCUGGCUCCUGACACCAGAUUAUUCGUCUCCGGGGCCUGUGAUGCCUCUGCUAAACUGUGGGAUGUGCGAGAAGGAAUGUGUCGGCAAACUUUCACCGGUCACGAGUCGGACAUCAACGCCAUCUGUUUCUUUCCAAAUGGCAAUGCUUUUGCCACAGGCUCAGAUGAUGCUACUUGCAGGCUCUUUGACCUCCGGGCCGAUCAAGAGCUCAUGGUUUACUCUCACGAUAACAUCAUCUGUGGCAUCACCUCUAUAUCGUUCUCCAAGAGCGGGCGCCUCCUCCUCGCUGGAUACGAUGACUUCAACUGCAAUGUCUGGGACGCCCUCAAAGCUGAUAGAGCAGGUGUUCUCGCCGGGCACGACAACCGUGUCAGUUGCUUGGGUGUGACUGACGAUGGCAUGGCCGUGGCGACAGGAUCCUGGGAUAGCUUCCUGAAGAUUUGGAACUAAAGCUUCUAGAUAGCAGAUGGAUCCCACCGGGACUGGAAGACCAUUCCAACCUUGGAAGAUUUAAAAUGAUAGCCUAUCCAAUCCAACCAUACUAACGCGGACACCCCUCCACUUCCCCCUCCCAACUUCAAAGGGGCGAGACCAUCUUCCCCCUCGCCUCUUGCUGAAACAAAGAGCACAAUUACCUUUAGAAGGAGAAUCUCCGUAGUUGUAAACAGAAAUCAAAUUGUGCAUUCCUUCUGGGACCAUUGUUUUUGGUUUGGGUUUUUUUUUCCUUUUUUUGAUCUUGAGAGAACUCUCAAAGGAAAUAAUGUUGUUUAAAAUGUUAACCAGAAAGCAAACUUGGAGUGUAAUUGUGAAACACAUGCAGCGAAUGUUCACUGUAGUUUUAUCUCGAUUUUAGGCCGGGGAUCCCAUUCCGUCAAGGUCAAAAUAAGUGGCAGACUUUGGUUUUUCUCACGACGGUUUCCGAUUUUAAAAUCGUGUCUGUAGCAGGGUCUUAAAAACAUGCGUAUCUCCUUUUUUAAAUGCAUUUCUUCAAGCUUAGAAAUUAAACAGAACAGAGAGUCCAACCCAGCCUCCCUGGGAUUGUUAAUGAUGUAAAUUUAGUCCCUGAUUUUUUUAUUAUUUUUUGUCUAGUGUCACAGAUAAUUGUUGCACAAGAACAUGGCAUAUAGAGAAUAAUGUUAAGUGAGGUAACCAAGCACAUGCUGUUAAUGGUAUUGAAUGCUUGUCUAAAGAACCCCUUCACCUUUUUGUGAGUAGCUAAUUCAAAUCAAUCUUCCCCUCCCCCCACCUCUUCCCCCUCUCCUUCCGUCCUCUCCCCCACCGAUUCAGUUUUUAUCUACUCUGGGUUUCUUUGUGCAGUUGGAGGGCAGUUUAUAAAUGCAAACACUACCCAAUACCCCCAACUAUCAGGAACCUCUGUUUUCGAGAGAGAUGCCUGCCCUGUGCUUGGAUAUUCAGUCAAUUAUUUGUGUAUGAAAUGAUGUACAAAUCAAUGUUUUGAAAAUAAUGAUCUUGAACUUUCUAAGUUAAAACAAACAAAAAAUUUUUUUGAUUGUUUGCCAUAUCAGGUGGGUUUAACUCUUAGAAUCGCAUGCUGUAGAAAUGCUAAAAAGUGCACACAGGACUAAGUCCUUAGAUGUUUUUUUUCUUCUGUUAAGAAAUAACCUGUUUAAAAUUGUAACCAUUGCCGCUGUAAUCACUUAUUGUUGCUACUCUGUGCAUAAAUACAUGAAGAAUUUCAAUAAGGAGCUAUGCACGUGUUGGAGUAGCGUGAUAAGUCCCUCUCUUUUUUAAUUUUCUUUUUGAAAACGAAACGGCCUGUUCAAACGGUCAUUGUAGAAGAUCAUCUGGGAGGCCAACAGUGGGGAGGGGGACGGCAAUCCAGACCACCCUCCUUGAUAAACUAGCUGUUGGCUGCCAGUUUCUCUUGCAGAACUAUGAGAGCCUUUUUGUAAUGAGCAGGCUUUCCUGGCUCUCUCUGCCAAUAAAAUGGUGAGCAACAGCGUUUGGACAGCGGAAUGUUCUGCCCGUUCUCUUCCACCUUCUCCCUGGGUCCAGAAAUACCCCUCCUCCUCCUCCCUCCUCCUCCACAACCCUCCUCCCUCCUCCUGCACCUCCUCCUUCUUCUCGUCCUUCUCCUCCUCCAGAGCAGUAGUGGCUUCUCUCCAUUCUGUUUUUUCUGCAACACUGUACAAAAAAUGUGCUGUAAUUGUGCGUUAGGCCUGGACUUGGCAGGAAAAAAAGAAAAAAAAAAGAACCUCCCCUUCCCCCCUUUCUCUUUCCAUGAAAUAACUCUGUAGAGCUCCCUGCAUCCCUUUUCACCUUUUGUAUUUAAUUUUAAAGUCAGUGUACUUCAAGGAAGCUGGAUGCAAGAUAGAUACUAUAUUAAAAUGUACUGUUAUUUAAGAUGUAAUAAAGCAGUUUGACAUGA
Messenger RNA from Ornithorhynchus anatinus (platypus), 3483 nucleotides. RefSeq names its product G protein subunit beta 1 (gene GNB1). The transcript is spliced from 13 exons. Gene Ontology annotation, biological process: G protein-coupled receptor signaling pathway. Gene Ontology annotation, cellular component: cytoplasm; heterotrimeric G-protein complex. NCBI's taxonomy places the organism in Eukaryota, Metazoa, Chordata, Mammalia, Monotremata, Ornithorhynchidae. Bases 522 to 1544 code for a protein of 340 amino acids. Gene Ontology annotation, molecular function: signaling receptor complex adaptor activity; protein binding. The record is from RefSeq and is a predicted model, not a curated record.